GUCUGGCACCAAAGAAGACAGCCAUCACCGAGGGACCGUCACUACCAGGACAGCCUGGCCAAGGAAAGAAGAUAGGUCAUCGGAGCGUUGAUGCUUCUGGUGAAACCACCUACAAAAAGACCACCUCAUCCACACUGAAGGGGGCCAUCCAGCUCGGGAUUGGAUAUACUGUUGGCAAUCUGAGCUCCAAGCCAGAGAGAGAUGUCCUGAUGCAGGACUUCUAUGUGGUGGAGAGCAUUUUUUUCCCAAGCGAAGGCAGUAACCUCACCCCGGCUCACCAUUAUGCUGACUUCAGGUUCAAGACCUAUGCACCAGUGGCUUUUCGGUACUUUCGAGAGCUCUUUGGGAUUCGUCCAGAUGAUUAUUUGUAUUCAUUAUGUAACGAGCCUCUGAUAGAGCUGUCAAACCCUGGUGCCAGUGGCUCCCUCUUCUACGUCACCAGCGACGAUGAAUUCAUCAUAAAAACUGUGAUGCACAAGGAAGCUGAAUUCCUACAGAAGCUCCUUCCCGGCUACUACAUGAAUCUGAACCAGAACCCACGGACGCUGCUGCCGAAGUUUUAUGGACUGUACUGUGUGCAAUCGGGGGGCAAAAACAUCCGCGUGGUCGUGAUGAACAACAUUCUGCCUCGCGUGGUGAAAAUGCACCUGAAAUUUGACCUGAAAGGCUCGACCUACAAACGUCGGGCAUCCAAGAAGGAGAAAGAGAAGUCCAGCCCUACGUACAAGGACCUAGACUUCAUCCAAGACAUGCCCGAGGGCCUGAUGUUGGAUGCAGACACCUUCAGUGCAUUGGUGAAAACGUUGCAGCGAGACUGUCUGGUUUUGGAGAGUUUUAAAAUCAUGGACUACAGCCUCCUGCUUGGGGUUCAUAACAUAGACCAGCAAGAGCGGGAGCGGCAGUCUGAGGGAGCCCACAGCACGUCGGAUGAGAAGCGUCCUGUGGGGCAGAAGGCACUUUACUCCACGGCCAUGGAGUCCAUCCAGGGUGGGGCUACCCGGGGAGAGUCCAUAGACACAGACGACACGAUGGGAGGAAUCCCAGCAGUGAAUGGCAAAGGAGAGCGUCUCCUGCUCCAUGUAGGAAUAAUAGAUAUCCUUCAAUCAUACAGGUUCAUCAAGAAGCUAGAACAUACCUGGAAGGCCCUUGUCCACGAUGGGGACACGGUGUCAGUACACAGACCCAGCUUUUACGCAGAGAGAUUCUUCAAAUUCAUGACCAACACGGUGUUUCGAAAGAAUUCCUCUCUGAAGUCAUCUCCCUCAAAGAAAGGGCGCAGUGCCUUGCUAGCUGUCAAGACGGCUGGGCCAACAGCUGCAUUUUCAGCUAGCCAGCUUCCUUCUGAAAAGGAUGAAACACAGUAUGAUCUCCGUGCGGCCAGGAGUUACCCCACACUUGACGAUGAAGGCAGGCCAGACCUGCUACCCUGCACACCUCCUUCCUUUGAAGAAGCUACCACGGCCUCCAUAGCCACGACACUAUCUUCAACAUCUCUCUCUGUUCCUGAGCGAUCCCCUUCAGAGACCUCUGAGCAGCCCAGGUACAGGAGGCGCACACACUCCUCGGGGCAGGACGGCAGGUCACACGAGGAGGUGCGGAUUGAGGAGGAGCUUCAGCAGCUCAGUGUUGAGCUGGAGCCCAAGUGCGAUGUUGAGAUCGUAGCUCCUGAAGAAGAUGACAAAGAAGAGGCAGCUUCUUCAGCCUGUGCCAUUGUAACGUCCACAGCUACAAUAGAGGUGGAGACAGCCAGCCAGGCCUCCGAACCAGCCAGCCAGGCCUCGGAUGAAGAUGAUGUGCCAGUCACAGACAUAUACUUUCCGACAGACGAGAGGAGUUGGGUUUACUCCCCGCUCCACUAUAGCGCUCAACUCCACUCUGUCUCCGAUGAGGAGAGCGAUACAUAAUCUCUAUGCAGACACAGAAGCCCCAGAGAGCAGCGAUUCCCUCUGCAGGUCGAUGUGUUCCCUUUUCAUUGAUGCAGCCGUUCCAGUGGGAUGGGGAAGAGCUUGCUGACACCAGUAUUGCUGCACUGCAGGAUCCCGGGCACUGCAUUUCAGAACGGAGCAAAACUAUAACCGUGUAUUUCUACUUAUCCCAGAUAUGGGCAGCAAAGAAACCACCCGUUCACCCGCAGCUCCCAACGGAGACAUCCAGCUGGGUGUAGAGAAUCCUGGGUAGUAACACAGUGUUUUCCAGACGUGCACUACCGUAGCUACCUAUCCAUGUGUGAUACUGUGAACCUUUUUAAUUUUUUAAUCAUGUAUUUAUUUCUUUUAUCUUUGCACAGAGACAGCACAAAUGUGCUUUUUU
This is a messenger RNA of Mesitornis unicolor (brown roatelo), 2310 nucleotides long. RefSeq names its product phosphatidylinositol-4-phosphate 5-kinase, type I, gamma (gene PIP5K1C). The transcript has 17 exons. The annotation marks the transcript as partial. Gene Ontology annotation, molecular function: phosphatidylinositol kinase activity. Lineage: Eukaryota; Metazoa; Chordata; Aves; Mesitornithiformes; Mesitornithidae. Gene Ontology annotation, biological process: phosphatidylinositol metabolic process. The record is from RefSeq and is a predicted model, not a curated record.